This is a messenger RNA of Vidua macroura (Pin-tailed whydah), 1178 nucleotides long. It is a transcript of the gene ASF1A, whose product is annotated as anti-silencing function 1A histone chaperone. Bases 335 to 949 code for a protein of 204 amino acids. Gene Ontology annotation, cellular component: nucleus. Gene Ontology annotation, molecular function: histone binding. Gene Ontology annotation, biological process: DNA replication-dependent chromatin assembly. The record is from RefSeq and is a predicted model, not a curated record. NCBI's taxonomy places the organism in Eukaryota, Metazoa, Chordata, Aves, Passeriformes, Viduidae. The transcript is spliced from 4 exons.
AGGCCGCUCUGGCCGGCGCUCGGUGCCCGCCGUGCCCGCGGAGGGAGGGCCCUCGCCCGGCGAGUGGCCAAUCCGGGCGGGCGCUGGCGGCGAGCAGGGGCAGAAUGGGCUGUUAGUUGAGCGAAAUAGGGAAAGCGGCGAACAGUGUGGAGCGUUCCCGGUGUAAAUAAAAGGGGGGGCGAAAAAAAAAAAAAAAAAGUUUGUGGAAGUCGCCGCCCUGCAGCCUCGCUCGGGCAGUGGCGCGGGGGCUUGUGCGGUGCGGGAGCCCGACACGGAGGACUUUAGUGCGCGGCGUUAAGACGCUCUGCCUAUUGUUUGUGUUUUUUUCCAAAAUAUGGCAAAGGUUCAGGUGAACAAUGUAGUGGUGUUGGAUAAUCCUUCUCCUUUCUACAAUCCUUUCCAGUUCGAAAUCACAUUCGAGUGCAUAGAGGACCUGUCUGAAGAUUUGGAAUGGAAAAUAAUUUAUGUGGGUUCAGCUGAAAGUGAAGAGUAUGAUCAGGUGUUAGACUCUGUUUUAGUUGGACCUGUUCCUGCAGGCAGACACAUGUUUGUAUUUCAGGCUGAUGCACCUAACCCAGGGCUUAUUCCAGAUGCAGAUGCAGUAGGUGUAACAGUUGUGCUAAUUACAUGCACUUACCGAGGUCAAGAAUUUAUUAGAGUCGGCUACUAUGUAAACAAUGAAUACACUGAAACAGAACUGAGAGAGAAUCCACCAGUAAAGCCAGAUUUUUCUAAGCUUCAAAGGAAUAUUUUGGCAUCUAAUCCCAGAGUCACAAGAUUCCACAUUAAUUGGGAGGACAACACUGAAAAACUGGAAGAUGCAGAGAGCAGUAACCCAAAUCUACAGUCUUUGCUUUCUACAGAUGCAUUACCUUCAGCAUCAAAGGGGUGGUCAACAUCAGAAAAUUCACUAAAUGUCAUGUUAGAAUCUCAUAUGGACUGCAUGUGACUAACCACCAUCCUUUUGGUACUGUAUAUGUGUUAAACUGUAAAAACAACCAGAACUAUUUCCCUCAAAUUCCAUAAGUACAUAGUUGAAGCAAUGUGAAGAACUUGUUUUAAAACAUCCUGUAGAGAAAGUUUAUAAAAAAAAAACAAAAACAAACAAAAAAAACCAACCAACACACAAACAGUAUUUGAGCAGAUUGUGAAAUAUAAAUACAACUAUUUUUAAGUAA